Lachancea fermentati is the source of this 1323-nucleotide messenger RNA. The record is from the annotation of a GenBank genome assembly. NCBI's taxonomy places the organism in Eukaryota, Fungi, Ascomycota, Saccharomycetes, Saccharomycetales, Saccharomycetaceae.
AUGGCAUCCCCAAAAAACAAGUCGACUGGUAAACCCUUUAUGUUCAGCUCCCCGGGCAGACAGAGCUCGAAGCCUGGAGGUGGGCAAAACCACUCGAAGUCACACUCGAGAUCGUUUUCAGGAUCAACCCCCGAGAACUUUGGAACUGGAUCGGUAGUGGGCAAUGGAAAUGGCAGUGGAAGUGGACAGACAACGAAUUUAGCUGGUGUCGAGACAACGGCAGGGACGGGGUCGAAGCGUAACAGCUUUAGCUCGAACCAGCAGAAGGCUAUUAUCGAGCAUUUGCUCAUCACCAAGAAUACUGCUCCUCAAAAGAACUAUUCUCACGUUCCUUGUAAGUUUUUCAGACAGGGAGCGUGCCAGGCGGGCAGUUCUUGUCCCUUCUCGCACUCUUUGAACGUGUUGGCUGCGGAUCAGACUCCUUGCAAGUACUUCCAAAAGGGUAAUUGCCGUUUUGGAAGCAAGUGUGCCAACGCUCACAUCUUGCCGGACGGAACUCGUGUUAACCCUCCUAAACAGUACGGGUAUCAUCAGUCUUCUGCCACACCUGUUCCUAUGCCUAUUCCUGCUAGGGGAUCGUCGUCCUCGAGGAAUGCAUCUCAUCAUCAUAGGCUUUCCGACGGUGCAAUCUCCUCGGGGUCAAACCAGCGCUUGCAGCCUGCGUUUGUUUCUCUUCCUGCGUUACAAACAAGCAAUCCGGCGGUAGGCAGCUCGGAUGGGUUGAUGCCACCUUACACCCCCGUUAUGGAGGAAAAAGCUAUUCCUGACUUUGACGGCGAAGACUUUGUGCCAAGCGAGUUGUCUGAUCUUUUGACGCCCACAGAGCUCAAGCGUCGCAACUCAAGGUCGUCUUUUACCCGAAAGUUGAGCUUUGGCGAGCCGGGGAGCUUGCCAUCCACCUCGAGCACUGCGUUCGGAUCAUUCCACGAGAGCUCGUAUGGAUUUUCUAUGCAGCAGAGAAAUGUGUCUGCUGUGUCCUCGGCCUCAACCAACUACUCUCCACCCAACUUACAAACUUUCACGCUCCCAACUUUGAAUUACACGUACCAACAAGAGCAGAGAGGUUGGUUGGGGAAGGAGCACCAGGGGUUCCAGUCAGUAUGGAACAACGACGCUCCAAGUAUACUACGUAACAGCAGCGAUUGCAGCAUUGCACAACUUGGACAGGACUUGACGAAAAUCAAGAUCUUCGAGGAAGACGAAGAUAGAGCAGCCGACCCCGAGUAUCUUCGCAACCGCAAGCAGGACGAUCAGAAUACUGUAGAUGCAAGCCAUCACGAAAUGCAGUUUUAUCUCGAGGACUUGCACGAAGGGAUUUACUAA